AUGUCAAGAAAACCAGUUACUGGUUUUUGCAUAAAGUUAGGUGAUUCUUUGAUAUCCUGGAAAUCAAAGAAGCAGAAUACGGUAGCAAGAUCCUCAGCAGAAGCUGAAUAUCGAAGUAUGGCAGUUGUUGCAGCUGAAAUAGAUGCAAAGGGAGUGAAAAACAAGUGCAAAAAUGGCAUGAAAAUUGAAAAGAAAUCUCCUCAAGAGCCUCCAACAGCUUUCGUUCACGUAAGAGCAAGGAGGGGCCAAGCAACCGAAAGUCGCAGUCUAGCAGAAAGGGCAAGAAGAAAGAAGAUCUGUGAGAGGAUGAAGAUACUGCAAUGUCUGGUUCCAGGGUGUGAAAAGGUAACGGGAAAGGCCCUCAUGUUGGAUGAAAUUAUCAACUACGUUCAGUCCUUGCAAAAUCAAGUAGAGUUUCUGUCGAUGAAGCUUGCUUCCGCGAAUUCCAUGUUCUAUGACUUUGGAGUGGACCUGGAAGCUUUAAUGGUGAAACCAGAGAAUGCGGAAACAGAGGGAAAAUACAGUGGCAUCGACGAUAACAAUGAUUUCUACUUGGAGAACUCGGAAAGUCCCGUGAAAAGCCUGAGUCCGGUACAUUCUUUGGAUAAUCGUGUCAAUGACAAUGAAAGGGAAGUUCUUUAUCACGGGAGUAACCGAAGGAGGCCAAUUCGGGCUCGGGUUUUGGAUGGGGUCAAUUUAUCUGGGCCAUCCUAUACCGAAAUAAGGCGGUGCGAGGAAGAUGGAGUUAAAAUAUGGUUGAACAGUUUGGGAUUAGGAAGGUAUGCCCCAGUUUUCAAGAUCCAUGAAGUGGAUGAUGAGAUUUUGCCAUUGUUGACAUUAGAGGAUCUCAUGGAUAUGGGAAUAAAUGCAGUUGGUUCUCGAAGGAAAAUGUUUUGUGCGAUCCAGAAGCUUGGAAAAGGCUUUUCGUGAUGUAUUUUGCUAUGGUUAUAGAGUUUCUGAAAGCAGAGUCUUGUCAGCCAUGGCAAAGUAAGAAGAUUUUUGUAUGUUUACCUUUUUUUUUGUAGUGAAAUGUAGGAGAAUCAGUAGGAUUUUUUUUUGUUAAUGUUGCAACUUUUUUUUUGCAGUGCAUUGUGCUAACUGUUGUUUGU
Messenger RNA from Hibiscus syriacus, 1109 nucleotides. RefSeq names its product transcription factor BEE 3-like. The record is from RefSeq and is a predicted model, not a curated record. Gene Ontology annotation, biological process: regulation of DNA-templated transcription. Gene Ontology annotation, molecular function: protein dimerization activity; DNA-binding transcription factor activity. Bases 1 to 930 code for a protein of 309 amino acids. The transcript has 6 exons. NCBI's taxonomy places the organism in Eukaryota, Viridiplantae, Streptophyta, Magnoliopsida, Malvales, Malvaceae. Gene Ontology annotation, cellular component: nucleus.